AGUACCGUUCCGCUUCUGCCUCACACUCCUUUACUUUUGAUCACAUCUUUCCGUUCCAACGUGAGUCUCUUUCGUCACACCACGAAAUUCUCCAACCCCGAGUCAAAGAGCGCGUGUCACACUUGUUCCUAUUUUCUCACAUACCAGAUCUCUUUCUCUUUUUCUCUCUCUCUCUCUCUCUCUCUCUCUCUCUCUCUCAGAGGCAUUUAUACAUGCUUUUCAAAUUCAAAAGUUUGAACACCUUUCUCAGCUGCGUGUAGUCAACGGAUCGAGACGCACAUGCUUUGCAGUCGCAGCAUGCCGGCAUCGAAUCGACGAUCUUUGAAGAUAUGAACAGGGUCCAUGAUUCGUCUCUUUGGAGCUAGCUCUUUUUAUUGAGAAUUGCAUGCACACGGCAAUUGCAACGACUGAUCGCGGUGAUCACUGUUAAUGUAUAUCUAUGUCCCCCGACAUAGUGUUCAAUCCAAAAUAUUUCCGCUUCAUUGCAGCCUCCAUUGCCGCUGGAAACUCUCCGAACCUCUUCUACGGCAAGGUGAAUUGCACCAAAAAUGGCUAUGGCCACAAGCAGCACUCUCAGCCUUUGUGUGCAAAUGCCGCCCUGUCUUGUGGAUCCUACGCUCGCCAAGAGUCGAUCCUUUCGGUCCAGCGCCACGCCAGAUAGCGUUACAACGAAAACCGGUACCAACGCAGGAAAUGCAGUUCGAAUCUUCGCAAUUCUCCUGCCUUCCGUCCCGGGUGACAAUUGUCGCUAUGGUGGUGGUAGCCAAACUACUUUCACGGGUUCUAUGAUGGAUUUGGGACAAUUGACAGCCGGUCUAUUUGGCAAAACAAAUGCAGCGACAUUGCUCCAGUCUGAGCACAGCGUCUCUGCUGAACCAUCUUUGUUUGAGGAGGACACUGCAGUACUACAACCACAUCAAGCUGAUACCAUCAAAAAUCUGGUCUCUAAUAUCAAGCAGUCCCUUGCCUGCUUAACCAAGACUGAAGGGGAAGUGAGUGUGUCUGCAUACGACACGGCUUUUUGUGCCCGCAUCCCUGCGGUGGAUGACCCCAAGAAGCCUCAGUUUCCCCAGUCACUAGCAUGGAUAGUUGCUAAUCAGCACCAGGAUGGAUCCUGGGGAGAUGACCUGAAAGACUGGGUCUAUGACAGGAUGAAUCAGACUCUCGCCUGUGUCGUGGCUAUGAGAUCUUGGAACUAUUGUAACGACUGUGUGCAGAGAGGUGUGGACUAUCUCCAGAGAAACGCCGACAAGCUAGCGGCCGAAGAAAUGGAGAGAAUGCCCAUCGGUUUUGAGCUUGCAUUUACAGCCAUGUUAGCCGAAGCUCGCACUCUUGGGCUUGAUCUCCCUUACGAUACACCAUUCUUCGAUUUGUUGGAGAAGAAGCGCAGGAAGAAAUUGGAGAGGGUGCCACUAGAGCUCUUACAUUCUACGCCCACAACUAUGUUGCACAGUCUAGAGGGCAUUCAGAGUCUGGAUAUAGACUGGAAAAGACUCUUGAAGUUCCAGUCAGAUGAUGGUUCUAUUUGCUGUUCACCUUCUUCUACGGCAGUUCUGUAUAUGCACACGCGAGAUGAGCAAUGCCUUUCGUUUCUGAAGAAGGCCUUAGCUAAAUUCGACCAUGCAGUUCCAACUGUGUACCCGCUUGACAUCUUUCACAACCUUUGGGUUGUUGAUACGCUUGAAAGGCUUGGCAUCUCUCGCUACUUCAGUGACGAGAUUGAGAAUGUUCUGGCAGCUGUUUACAAACAUUGGAGCGACGAGCAAGGGAUCUGCUGGGCGAGCGUUCUUAAAGAUGUUCCUGAUCUGGAUGAUUCAUCCAUGGCCUUCAGACUGCUCCGUCAGCAUGGUUACAAGGUUUCUGCUGAUGCAUUUAAGGUCUUUCACAAAGACAGCGCCUUCGCAUGCUUCGCCGUUGGACAGAUGGUACAAGGUGUCAGCGAUAUGUUCAACCUGUAUCGAGCAUCGCAAUUGAGCUAUCCUGGGGAGACAAGACUUGACGAAGCCUUAGCUUUCAGCCAACAGUUUUUGACAGAUACGCUUACCAGCAACAAAGGAAAUGCGGAUAAGUGGUCACUGAAGAAAGACCUUGCCGGAGAGAUUCAGUACUCCCUCAAGUAUCCAGAGUCUAAAAACCUGGAGCGUCUCGAAGUGAGGGAAUAUGUGGAUAAAUAUGGACCAGAAGACGCCUGGAUUGGAAAGACCAUUUACAGGCUUCCUUUGGUUAACAACCCCGAUUAUUUAGCACUUGCUAAAGCAGACUUCAACCUUUGCUUAGCAAUACAUCAGAGGGAGCUUCGGCAUAUCCUCAGGUGGAUCAGUAAUUCUGGAUUAUCGGACAGCCGGAGUGUGAGGGAGAGAAUUGUAAUGUUUUACGUCAUGUUUUCCGCGGAGGCUUGGGAGCCUGAGCUGUCAGCACAUAGGAUCGCCGCAUCCAAGUGCUUGUUCAUAGUCCUGGCCCUUCAUCAGCUCUUCAACAAUCAGUCCACACUCACAGAUCUGCGACUAUUUCUGAAGGUCAUACAAAGGUGGGACGCAAGCUUGGUGUUGGAUUUGCCCGAGAGCUUUCAAGCAUGUUACAACCUACUCCACAACACCCUGCAGGAUGCUAUGUUAGAUCUAGGCCAUGAAGACCUGACUCAGCACUUCGUCGAUAUCUGGGGAGGACUGGUGGAAUCUUUCCUGAUUGAAGCUGAGUGGAGAGAAAUUGGCACAGUUCCAGCUAUGGAUGAAUACUGGAAUGUUGCAACUACCACGAUAGCUUUAAAAGCAACAGUAUGGUCAUCUAUGCUUAUAAGCGGGGAGGUGGACUCUGAGGAGAUCACCGCAUGGAUCAAAAAAGAUUGUAAAUUUUUACGACGAGCCUCUGAAGCUAUUCGAUUGGCCCAAGGUUUUGCAGACUACAAGGAAACCAACGACAUAGGAAAUCAUAUAUCCAUGUUCAAAUGUUAUUUGAACGAGAAUGAAGAAUUGACAGUUGAGGAUGCAGUUGAGCACUUUGAGACAAUGCGAGAGCAAGUCCAGAAAGAGCUUUGCAUGUACAGGGAUGAAGAGAAAAGUCUAUCCCAAGAGUGUAGAAAAGUGAUAAUGAGUUUCACCAAAGUGGCCAACUUCUAUUAUGAUGGAGAAUAUGUAAAAGAAUGCAAUCAUGGCCUUCAGAGACUGAUGGUCAGCCUUGUAGAUUAGCUUUUAGAAAGUUGUAAUAUUAUCCAUUCUUUACAAGGUCCUCAAGGCAAUUUUCUAGGGACCGAUUGUCAUUGGUGAUUACCUGUUCAUAAAACUUAGCGGGGAAGCUCUGCAUUAGGGCGAUUUUGAGAUCCCCAACAACAAUGACAAUCAACUGUACCAUUAGAAAUGUGACAGAUGACAAGUGAAGCAUCAAUUUCACUUCCCUUUUCGAAAAUAGCUGUGUAUAGAUUGAAUCUCCUUGUGAUUAUCAUGAAGAAGGGAUUUUUUGUU
Messenger RNA from Marchantia polymorpha subsp. ruderalis, 3458 nucleotides. Lineage: Eukaryota; Viridiplantae; Streptophyta; Marchantiopsida; Marchantiales; Marchantiaceae. The record is from the annotation of a GenBank genome assembly.